This is a messenger RNA of Ipomoea nil (Japanese morning glory), 3846 nucleotides long. RefSeq lists its product as uncharacterized. Bases 1 to 3846 code for a protein of 1281 amino acids. Gene Ontology annotation, biological process: telomere maintenance; DNA repair. The transcript has 5 exons. The record is from RefSeq and is a predicted model, not a curated record. NCBI's taxonomy places the organism in Eukaryota, Viridiplantae, Streptophyta, Magnoliopsida, Solanales, Convolvulaceae. Gene Ontology annotation, molecular function: DNA helicase activity.
AUGGGUGGGAAAAUUGACAGAACUAUUAACAACGGAACAUCGCCGCCUAUAUUCCGUAUAAAUGGUCAAAAUUUUCAUCGGAUUGGAAGCUUAUUACCUUCAGAUGGCAUUCAACCGAAGUUUGCCCAAUUAUACAUUCACGAUACAGAGAAUGAGAUAGAAAAUCGAUUAAACUCUCUGAGGGCCGAAAACAAUGGUUCUGCAUUGCAUAGUGAGGUAGUAAAUGACAUUAAACAAGUGCUUGAUGAACACAAUGUGUUGGUUAAGUCAUUCCGAAUGGCCAAGUCGUUUCUGGAGUCUAAUCCUCAAACGCAAAUUAGAAUGAGAUUAAUAGGGAAGAGGACUAAAGAUGCCAGGACUUAUGCGUUACCGACUACUUCCGAGGUUGCUGCACUGAUUGUUGGGGAUAUAGACCCGUACAUGGGUCAACGGGAUAUUGUUGUCGAGUGUAGGUCUGGAGCGCUUAAACGAAUAAAUGAAUUAAACCCGGCAUAUUUACCAUUGCAAUACCCAAUCUUAUUUCCAUAUGGGGAGGAUGGUUUUCGAGAAGAUAUACAUUUUGCAACACUUGGUACAAAACAAGAUUUUGCCAGAAAGAGUGUUUCACAAAGAGAGUACUUCGCGUUCCGUAUCCACGAAAGAUCAAAUGAGGUCUCAACAAUAAUGUAUGCUAAAAGGUUAUUCCAACAAUUCUUGGUUGAUGCAUAUACUAUGGUCGAGUCUUCGAGGUUGCUCUAUAUUAGGUCAAAUCAAAAAGCUUUGAGGUGUGAGGCGUACAAAGGGCUGUCUGAUGCGCUUACGCGCGGUGAAGUUCAACCCAGCUCGACAGGGAAAAGAAUAAUAUUACCAUCAAGUUUCACCGGAGGAGCAAGAUACAUGAUACAGAACUAUCAAGACGCCAUGGCAAUUUGCAGAUUCAUAGGUUAUCCAAAUCUUUUUAUUACAUUUACAUGUAAUCCUAAAUGGCCCGAGAUACAACGAUUCGUGGAGAAAAGAAACUUGAAAGCGGAAGAUCGUCCCGACAUUGUCUGCCGUGUUUUCAAACUUAAGCUAGACUGUUUAAUCAAAGAAAUAAAAAAUGGGAAACUAUUUGGUCGUGUAAAGGCAGUAAUAUACACGAUUGAAUUUCAAAAGCGUGGUCUGCCGCAUGCGCAUAUAUUAUUGUUCCUUCAAGCGACCACCGACUUUGCCGAUCCGGCUUUUAUGGACACGAUCAUUUCAGCCGAGAUUCCCGACAAGCAUUCAGACAUUGAGUAUUACCAAGCUGUCGAAGAAUUCAUGUUGCACGGCCCAUGCGGUGUUGCAAGAAUUAAAUCCCCGUGCAUGGCAAAUGGGAAGUGUUCAAAGCAUUUUCCAAAAAGAUACAUUGAUGCAUCACAUUUUGACCAAGAUGGUUACCCGUUGUACCGAAGAAGGGAUGAUAAGAAGACAAUAAAAAAGAAUGGAAUAGAGUUGGAUAAUAGAUAUGUUGUACCACAUAAUAGGUACUUGCUUUUGAAAUACAAAGCUCACAUUAAUGUAGAGUGGUGUAACCAAUCUCGGUCAAUCAAGUAUCUCUUCAAGUACGUCAACAAGGGCAAUGACCGUGUAACUGCUGAGUUCUAUAAGACUUCGAUGGACGAAGCGGGUAAUGAGAUUGUGGAUGAGAUAAACAUGUACUAUGAUUGCAGAUAUGUAUCUGCAUGCGAAGCAGCUUGGCGAUUGUUUAGUUUUGAAAUACAGUAUAGGACACCCCCUGUUGAGCGAUUAAGCUUCCACUUACCUGAUUGUCAAUCAGUUGUUUUCCAAGACGAUGAUAGCAUUGAUAAUGUACUAAAUAGAGAAACAGUUGGUCAAAGUAUGUUUAAUGGUUGGUUUUUAGCGAAUCAGACUUUCAAAGAAGCGUGUUUGUUGACUUACAUUGAGAUGCCUACCAAAUUUGUGUGGAAAAAAGACAUCCGUGAAUGGCAUCCAAGAAAGUCAAAUAGAUCCUCAAUUGGUAGAAUAUUCUAUGUACCUCCAGCUUCAGGCGAAAUUUAUUAUUUGAGAUGUCUAUUGAACAUAGUACGUGGUCCAAAAAGUUUCAAAGAUAUCAGGACAGUUAACGGUGUUGAGUACUCGACGUUUAGAGAUGCGUGUUAUGCGCAUGGACUGCUAGAUGACGAUAAGGAGUAUGUUGAUGCUAUAAAUGAGGCAAGCUAUUGGUCAACUGCACACUCAUUGAGGAAGCUAUUUGUUGUUUUACUAACAUCAUCCUCAAUUAUUAGACCCGAAAAUGUUUGGAAUCAAGUUUGGGAACAUCUUUGUGAAGAUGCUCAGCACCAGCAAAGAAGAUUAUUAAAACAACAAGAUUUGGUUUUAACAGUAGAGGAGAAAAAGAACUUUGGAUUAUUGGAAUUGGAACACCUUUUGGGUCAACAGAACAAAUCCUUAAAUGAUUUUCCUCCGAUGCCCACACCAAGUACCGAUAAUACAAGGUUGUUUCAUAAUCGACUGGUGUUUGAAGAACUGAAUUACAAUUCAGAACAAUUGAAGGCAGAUUCUGAAAUGAUGUUUUCCAAACUAACAGAAGAACAAAGGCUCAUUUUCAAUACUGUUACGCAAGAUAUUGAAAGCAAUAAAGGUGGAUUAUUUUUUGUAUAUGGAUAUGGUGGUACCGGAAAGACUUUUUUAUGGAGAGCAUUGCCUGCUUCAAUUCGUUCCAAAGGACAGAUCGUUUUAAAUGUCGCAUCAAGUGGCAUAGCUUCUUUGUUGUUACCAGGUGGCCGAACAGCUCACUCUAGAUUUGCAAUACCUAUUUCAAUAAAUGAGGACUCUACGUGUAACAUUAAACAGGGUGGCGACUUGGCUGAAUUGUUGAUAAAAACGAGUUUGAUAAUUUGGGACGAAGCUCCAAUGAUGCACAAACAUUGCUUUGAAGCGUUAGAUCGAACCAUGCGAGAUUUACUGCGUUUUGCUGACAGUAACAGUGAGAUGAAGACGUUUGGUGGUAAAACCGUGGUACUGGGUGGAGAUUUCCGGCAAAUUCUCCCAGUUGUUCCAAAAGGUUCACGUCAAGACAUUGUUUCAUCCGCUAUAAAUGCAUCGUAUUUAUGGGAUAGUUGCAAAGUUUUUAGAUUGACGAAAAACCUACGGCUAAGUUCGGCUAGCAGUUCUGGUAAUAGGCAGUCAUUGACAGAGUUCGCUAACUGGAUUGCCAAUAUCGAAGAUGGGAAGAUUGGAGGCAGGAAUGACGGGAUGGCAGAAGUCCAAAUACCUAACCACAUGUUAGUAUCCCCCGGGACCGACGACAUUAAAGCAAUUGUUGAAAGUACAUUUCCAAUGUUUGCAUUUGGAAAUGCUGACCCAGAGUAUUUGAUAGGUCGUGCUAUACUUGCACCAACGCUGGACGUUGUCCAUGCAGUUAAUGAAUAUAUGACUGAGCUGCAUGAUGCCGAAAGUAGGUUCUACUAUAGUUCAGACGCAGUAUGCAAAGCCGACGGUGAUAAUGGGAUACUUGGAGAUGUACACACCCCGGAAUUCCUAAACAGCAUCCGUGUGUCGGGUCUACCAAACCAUACACUGAAUUUGAAAAUUGGAUCACCAGUAAUGCUAAUGAGGAAUAUUGAUCAUUCUCUUGGGUUGUGCAAUGGAACUCGGUUGAUAAUCACAAAGUUAGCAGACCAUGUUAUUGAAGGCGAGCUUCUAACUGGGCCCAACAAAGGGUUAAUACUAAAGAAACCGGUUUUUGUACAUGGUCAGUUGUACGUAGCUGCAUCUCGUGUUAAUAAUCCAGACGGUUUGAAAAUACUUAUUGGAAAAGAUUCAAGUGCAACUACUACAUCAACCACUAAUGUUGUAUAUCAUGAAGUUUUCAAUAAUUUGUAA